UUGAUCCUUCAAUCUUUCUCUUUUUUGGGCUCAUGCCUUAAAAUGAUCUGUCAAACUAUUAUACAUCAUGGUGGCCCACAGAGCCCCUUACAAGACCGUCCGUCUCUAGCUAGGUCCGCAGUGUGUUCAACUGUCGUAAUUUCUUAUACGUAUUCUGCGUUGCCACGUGGGAGAGGCGGGUGCCAUAAAAGAAAACUUAGAACCCUGUUGUUGCAGAAGAAAACAGUGAGUGUGAGUCAUGGUUCCCUGCAUCUUCUUCUUCGCAAUUCUCAGCUUUCCUUCCUGUCUUUUCUCUACUGUCACGACGUACGUAGAACCUAGUUGGAGCGAUCAUACAUGGUCGAACAACAAUUCGAUAAUCGACACCAUCGACUAUGGAGACGGCUCCUUUGUGAGGUUAAUCUUUAAGGCGAACAGCUCCGAUCCGGACGUACCAGUCUUCGCGUGCGGAUUUAUCUGCACUGGCACCUGUGAUUCCUAUUUCCUUGCAAUCGUUUUUCUCAGAGCAUUCAAUGCCAGCGCAACCGAUCCUCAAGAAGGCUUUCCAGGCCUUGUUUGGUUAGCCAACAGAGAUAACCCCAUAAGAGAGAAUGGGACGUUGACUCUGACCUCCGAUGGAGAUCUGGUACUGCGAGAUUCUGAUGGCACCAAAGUCUGGUCUACUGACACGUCCGGUAAGUCCGUUGUCGGCAUUGUCCUUCAAGAAAAUGGAAAUCUUCAGCUUUACAGUAUCAACUACAGGGUUUGGGAGUCGUUUGAUCAUCCGACCGACACAUUACUCCCAGGUCAGAAGUUAUAUGAGGGCCGUCGGCUUAUUGCCAGCUCCUCAGCUAAGAAUUGCAGCAGCGGGCAGUACUACGCUGAGAUGACUUCAGCUGGUUUUGCUGCGUUUGUCGAAGCAGAUCCACCAUUGAAGUAUGUUCAGUUGAUGCCGGAUCCAAAUCUUCAUAGAGGACUGAAUCGAAGAAUGGUGGCUUUGCACUGGAACAUAUCAAACAAUACAAUUCCGAGAGAUUCCUUCUUCCUGUGUUCUCUCUAUGAAUGCAAGGAUUUACCUUAUCCUGGAAGCAGACCAACAACCUAUGCGGCACUCUAUGGCAAAAACCUUGUCCUUACCAUUGGAGAAACCAACUAUAGUUAUCAGGUAUCCCCCGACUCCACAGUUGGAUCCUAUCAGUACCUGAGGCUGGGUUUCGAUGGGCAUCUGAGGACUUACCAGUGGCGAAAAAAUGAUAUUUUGAGAGGGGUUUAUGAUUUCGUAGUUCAACGUUUGGAUGAUUGCCAGUAUCCUCACGAUUGUGGCGAUUAUGGAGUUUGCAGCAGAGGCGUCAAAUGUAGUUGUCCGAAGGCAUUGGAUGGGUUGGACUACUUCAAGCGAAACAGAGGAACAUUGCCAAGCCAGGGAUGCUCUGAAAUCACUCCUUUGUCUUGCCAGAGUCCAUUAGAUUAUCACCGUCUUGUGAAUUUUGGAAACCUUUCCUACUUCAACUUCAUUGAUUCAGGUGCUGCCGUUCCGAAAUUGAAAGAUCUGGAAGGAUGCAAGCAGGCAUGUUUGAAAAACUGCACUUGCAAAGCUGCUUUCUUUAAUUAUGGCAGCAACACUUCCGAUGGAUACUGCUAUUUGCUGACCAAGAUCCUGUCGAUACGAGCAGACCCAAUACCAGGUACUAACAUUUCCAAGUCAUCUGCAUUCGUCAAGAUUCAACUCCCAAUACCAGGCACCAACAGUGCGUCCAGAAACAAAGUCCAUUUAGCUGCAAUAAUCUCAGGGUCUGUAGCAUUGCUAGUUGUUUUUAUUCUAUUUGCUAUGUGCAUUGUGAUUUCAAGGAAGAAGAAGAAAGAGAGGGAGGAUGAAGGGGAAUAUUUCAAACAAGUACUGGGAAUGCCCGGGAGAUUCUCUUAUGAGGACCUGCGCAUUGCAACAGAUGAUUUCAGGGAAAAGCUUGGAGAAGGAGGAUUUGGAUCUGUGUUUAAAGGAGUUCUCGAAGAUGGCACCAAAAUUGCAGUGAAACAAUUGGAAAAAACAGGGCAAGGAAUGAAGGAGUUCUUGGCAGAGGUCGAAACGAUAGGCAACAUCCACCAUUUCAAUCUCGUGCGGUUGAUUGGCUUUUGUGCAGACAGAUCUCACCGACUUCUAGUUUAUGAGUACAUGAUCAACCGAUCUUUGGAUCACUGGAUAUUCAAUGGAAAUAAGAAUCAGGUUCUAGAUUGGCAAACCCGAAAGAAGAUUAUACUGGAUGUAGCAAAAGGGCUGGCUUAUCUUCACGAAGAUUGUCAUCAAAGAAUCGUUCAUUUGGAUAUCAAGCCUCAGAACAUUCUCUUGGAUGACAACUUCAACGCCAAAGUUUCAGAUUUUGGGUUAUCGAAGAUGAUAGAUAGAGACCAAAGCCAAGUACAGACGACAAUGAGAGGAACUCCAGGGUAUCUUGCUCCGGAAUGGCGACAGCUUAGAAUUACGUUGAAGGUAGACAUCUAUAGUUUUGGGAUCGUUGUUCUUGAGAUUGUUUGUGGAAGGAAGAACUUGGAUCACUCUUGUUCAGAACCAAGCAUGCAUCUGCUUAGGUUGUUGCAGGAGAAGGCCGAGGAGAACCAUCUGAUUGACAUCAUCGAUGGGUCAAGUGCUGAUAUGGAAUUGCAUAGAGAAGAAGCCAUGAAAAUGAUUAAGCUGGCAGCAUGGUGCUUGCAGGAUGAUCAUACAAGAAGGCCUCUGAUGUCUAUGGUGGUGAAGGUCCUAGAGGGAGCAAUGGAAGUAGAGCCAGAGAUCAGUUAUAGAUUUUGCAAUGCCAUGGCAUGCAAUCCUACUACUAGGGCUGAUUUUCACGUCUUCUCGGAUCCACCACAGGCGUCAGUGCUCUCAGGGCCUAGAUAAUGGAAGCUUAUGGUUGUGUAAGGUUAUGAACAUUGGCAGGUCCAGGUACAUGUUUGAUUCCCUUCUGUUGGUGUUUGUUGUAAACCAAGGGUUCAAGUAUUUGUUCUUUUAACUACUAAUGUACCUUUGGAAUUAUGUAUUGCAAUUUGCUUUCAAGCUA
Magnolia sinica is the source of this 3029-nucleotide messenger RNA. RefSeq names its product G-type lectin S-receptor-like serine/threonine-protein kinase SD2-5. Lineage: Eukaryota; Viridiplantae; Streptophyta; Magnoliopsida; Magnoliales; Magnoliaceae. The record is from RefSeq and is a predicted model, not a curated record. Gene Ontology annotation, molecular function: protein serine/threonine kinase activity; ATP binding. The coding region runs from base 239 to 2869 and encodes 876 amino acids. The transcript has a single exon. Gene Ontology annotation, biological process: protein phosphorylation.